AUGCGUGACCGCGAACCUGGUUCGCAGUCUCAAGAACCAUCAGCCAAAAGACAACGUAUUUCAGCCUCCCCCGUGCGGGGUGGUUCUCUCGAAGAAAUGGCUUCCCUUCACCCCACCAUUCACCUCAAUCAGAUCGAACGUACCUUACAAACCCUCCUUCUUGACGUCGCGCAAUACAUCCAUGAGAAGGAAUCCCCCAACGAAAACCGUGAUGAAAUCAAUCGCGCCGAAACUGUCCUGCGGUUCACAGGAGGCUGGGUCAGAGACAAACUGCUCGGAGUGCAGAGUCAUGAUAUCGACGUGGGCAUCAGCAAUAUGACGGGCUACCAAUUCGGUAUGCACCUGAAGGAGUACUUAGACAUUCCUGAAAAUCUUGAGAAGUACAAGAAGGAUCUGCCGAAGGGGGAAAUGCACGAUGCAAUUGUCAGCCUACACAAAAUCGAAGCCAAUCCCGAAAAGUCGAAACAUUUGGAGACAGUCACAACGAAGAUCUUCGGCCUGGAUAUCGAUCUGGUCAACCUGCGCAAAGAGACAUACUCGGAAGACAGUCGAAACCCACAGAUGGAGUUUGGCACGGCGACGGAAGAUGCACUGCGACGAGAUGCUACCAUCAAUGCCCUAUUCUACAACCUCAACGAAUCGAAGCUGGAAGAUCUUACAGAACGAGGGCUGGUUGAUAUGGAGAAGCACAUAAUUCGGACACCACUGGAACCAUUCCAGACUUUCAAGGAUGACCCGCUCCGUGUCCUUCGUUUAAUUCGAUUUGCCAGCAGAUUGGGAUACCAAAUUGACCCAGAAGCUGAGGCUGCGAUGCAAAACGAGGAUAUUCGAGUUGCACUCAAGCUGAAAAUCAGCAAGGAACGAGUUGGAGCGGAGUUAGAGAAGAUGCUCAAAGGUCCCGACCCUCGCGGUGCUUUGGAGUUCAUCGACAAACUCAAUCUUUUCCCAACCAUUUUCGCCAACCAUCAAGACGAGGUAACGGCCGAUACAUCGAACUGGUCGCUUGCCUACACUACUCUAGGAAAGCUCUUGCAGCAAGGACCCGAUUAUCGAACCUUGCACCCACUACUCAUAGACGACGAGAGUGACGCCCACCAUGCCUGGAUGAUCGCUACUUUUGCCCCAUGGAUGUCCAUACCCCCUCGCAGCGACACUGAAAUCAAACCCAGACCUACCUCAACUCGUGUUGUCGAAAUUGCCAGAGACAGCCUUCGCACCGAUAACAAAACCCUACAAGUCCUUCGUGACGCAAGCCUCCACUACAAAGACAUCAUUACUCAGAAAUCUAACUUACGGGAUAACAUUAUCCUUGGCAGCCGGGCCGAAAUCAGACAACAGAUUGGACUGCAUCUUCGAGCCUGGGGCAAGGAUUGGAGACUGUGUAUUGUUAUGGCCCUUCUUCAUGAAGUCAUGCAGGGCCGUGACAUGAGUAAGGGUAGGAUAUCUUCCAAUCACCUCUUUCCCUCCAUACUGACUUGUUUAGUGGUCGCCGAAUACAAUGCCUUUAUGUCAUACAUCAUAGAAAAUUCGCUGCUGAAUGUACACUCCCUUGUCCCCGUCGUUAAUGGUGGGGAAAUUAUCCAGCACAUGGGCGGUAAAAAGGGACCAUGGAUGACCAAGGCGACCACGAUGGUAAUAGAAUGGCAGCUUCUGCAUCCUGAUACUGAUAAGGAGGCGACUUUGGGAGAACUCUCACGUCGCCGUGGAGAGUUGGGAUUGUGA
This is a messenger RNA of Penicillium odoratum, 1722 nucleotides long. Its product is annotated as tRNA adenylyltransferase. Gene Ontology annotation, molecular function: RNA binding; ATP:3'-cytidine-cytidine-tRNA adenylyltransferase activity. Gene Ontology annotation, biological process: tRNA 3'-terminal CCA addition. The record is from RefSeq and is a predicted model, not a curated record. The transcript has 2 exons. Lineage: Eukaryota; Fungi; Ascomycota; Eurotiomycetes; Eurotiales; Aspergillaceae. The coding region runs from base 1 to 1722 and encodes 573 amino acids.